GAGGGGCAGACGGGAGCUGACCGUUCAGCACGGGUAUACGGCAGACGCGCCAGGGGAGCACGGCACCGAUGGCGCGCCUCCCCCGACAGACGUGGAUUCUCCCCGGCCGCCAACCCACCACCACCACCGCGCUCUUUCAGUGCUUUUCCGGUGCCGGUAGUGACGGCCCCUCACCGAGGUGACGACGAAGCAAACGUAAACCGUGUGACAGCUGGCGUCCUGAAGCCAGCAUGGGCAACCGACAAAGCAGCACGCCGACGGAGGCCAGCGAAGACGACCCAGUUCCGACAUUGCCGCAUCUGGUGCAACGUCUUCGUAAACAGUGUGACAGCUGGUGUCCUCACAUCGGCGUCCUCAAAGCCAGGAUGGGCAACCGACAUUGCAGCAAGCGGACAGAGGACCGCAAGAGCAACCCAGUCCUGGCGAGAACGAGCGACGCCUACGUGGUUCCAGAAUGGCGCGCCUGCUUCUUCCCAGCCUCCACGCGUCCUGAGGAGCUGCGGUUUGCAUCCCGGAAAGAAGCAGUGCGAGCGCAAGCACUUGCUCUUAGUGCGAUGAGUCCUGAAGGCCUGUCAGUGGACGAAGCGUUCCAUGUGCUGCGCCAGGCGGAAGUGCACCUUGCCAAGCAGGGAGUCGACAUGAGUCGCCAGUGUGGGAAGAGCGACACGGGAUCUUGUUACCUCGAGGACAUGGUGGACACCGUGAACACCUGCCUGGUGGCCGUGAACAUGUGCCUAAGAAAUAGCUGGUCCGGGCCCUUGGUUCUUAGCUCAGUGGACACGCCUUUCACGGAGCCUGCAAAGGAAGCCGCGGUGAAGUGCGCCGCGGUCGUGGUGCGCUGGUUGGUGCUCAGGCACCGGUGUAUCUUGGCGCUGGACUUGGAUGACAGCAAAUGUCGGAAGUACCGCGAGUUCGCCGGGCUUUGGCUCGAGUGCCUCGGCAAAGAAAAUACCCUAAGGGUUCUCAGAGUUAAACUGCCGACGACUCGUCCCUGUGCUGGAGAGUGGCCCUUAAAGGAAGUUUGGCAGGCUUGUUGGCUCCGUACGUUAGAACUGAGGCACGUAGAUUUGUCGGGAACCGCUGAUGUUGCGUUCGAAGAGCUCGCCAAUUUCAUGCAGCGGUGCACUCAACUGACGGAGCUCACACUAUCGCACUUCAUGAAGCCGCUCAAGGAUCCCACAAUGCUAUUCAGGGCUCUGCAGGCAAAUCGGAAUCUCACGUUUCUGUCCAUGGACAUUUCUUACUUGCAGUGCCAGCACGGAUCGCUCCUGGUGGAAUAUUUCGGUCGCUUGCCCCGUCUCAAAUAUCUGACCCUGACGAGCUCCAUCGAGGCUCCUGCAAUAAAACUGCGUUCCUUCGUAAGUGCCGCGGAACACUUGACAUACUUGGUGGCCAUAACUCUCGAAAAGUUUUCUCUGAGUUUGGAAUGCGCGCUCGCUUUGGCUGAUGCAGUUGUGCGUAACGGGGGGCUGCGCGUCUUAGAACUCCUAAACUGCCAGUGGUUUGUGCUAGACGCGGGAGGGCGGCAGAAAGUAUUUCAAUACAUUGAGGCUCCGCGGCGCGUUUUGCCACUUGUCAUGAUACUAGCGCUGAGCAGGCACCUAGAAGACAUGACGCUGAAUUUGAACGUCUUUGACGCGGAAGAAUUGGACUCAUUCUUCAAAGCCCUUGCGCGGAAUGACAAAGUACGAGUAGUAGCCGAACACGUAGACCAGCAGAGUAUUGCGAAGAUUAGCGAAGCCGCACGCAGGACGAGAACCGACGCGAGGUUGCGGCUUCCUGCGGUCUCCGUGAACGAAGUUGGCUUUCAGGCUGUGCGAGAUGCCAAAGUCGCGGCUCUUUCUCUACGAACGCGCGAAUACUGCUCGCGAGGCGCCGUGUAUGACUGCCUCGUAGAACUGCCCUCUUGUGGGCACCUUAAUACCCUCGAGCUAUGCCUGAAUACGCCUUUGAGCUUAAUUGAGGCGACCCCGAUUGCUGAGCUUCUCAAGAGCACUGCGACCCUCAUAAAGUUGAUAAUGGAUUUCAGAGUAGACAAGGUAGCGGCACGCACCAUCCUCGAGGCACUCGCUGUCAACAGGAGUGUGCGUUUUUUGACCAUCAAGCGAUGGACGAUGGCUCGGCGCAACGCCAGGUUCCUGUCCGCGGUCGUGCAGACGAGCCGGACGCUCCUUCUGCUUCGGUUCUACGGCGUCAGUGACGACAAAACGAGCAGCCAGCUUGUAGCUUCCAGUCUGGCGGAGCGGAUUGCCGACAACCACACAAUCUUCUGCGCUGACGUUCGCCCGCUCAGAAGCGGUCACCGGCAGCCCUGGCUCGUCUUGCAAGCGGUCACCUUGAGGAACAAAUCACUAUUAGCGAGGGCUGUGCGAUUCGCUACCGAGGAUAUUUGGACCAUAAUCGGCUUCGACCUGCAGCGCAAGAGAGGCGCCGAGGCUAUUGACCUGGUCGCUCCAAGUUACGCGGAACCGCUGCUUUCGGCCGAUCUGCCGCACGUGCUUUUUCACCGCAAACACAAGGAAAACAUGCGCAGGUCCUGGCUGCGCAUUCGAGAGAUGCAGGCUUUCAUGCGUGUCACGGGUGUAGUCAGGCUAAGGGUCACUUGUUACCCAGAACCAGACGGGCGACCGCAACUGAGCGCGCUUCCCAGGGACUGUUGGUUACGCAUCCGCCAGUGUCUCAAGGUCGGCGACGUUCUCGACCCGACCACUUAAUUCACAAAUGAAGAUCUGGGUGUAUACUACUCUAGCCUAGUAGAGUUUGUGUACUGAUCUCGUGGCUGUGUUGGAAAAUUGUAAAAUGAGCAGCUUAACUUGCAGGGCAUCUAAGCAGAAUACAAAGGUGACCCUAUGGGCAUUCGCGUGACCUCAGUGAAGUUUUUGUUCAAUACACUAGGUGUUUACCCUUCAGAAAGAGCUCCAAUGAACUUUCCGAAAGGUCUUACGGGUAAAAUAAAGAAAAUUCAAGGUCAUGAAGAUAGCAUGGUAGUCAGUCUGAUUGAGCGGCUAAAUUUCAGCACGCCAUCCCGCUUAGAAACGUUCAUGUUUAAAUAAAGGGUGUGUAUCA
Messenger RNA from Dermacentor andersoni, 3066 nucleotides. RefSeq lists its product as uncharacterized. NCBI's taxonomy places the organism in Eukaryota, Metazoa, Arthropoda, Arachnida, Ixodida, Ixodidae. The record is from RefSeq and is a predicted model, not a curated record.